AUCGUGCGGGCUGUGUGAGGGUUGGGGAUAAUUUAUGGUGAGUGCUGGUUCCUGGGCAGGGCCAGGGCACCAGGGGACAAGAGCGCCCAGCCGGGAUGAACGCAGCUGUCCUGGAAGCAAACCCAGACCCAGACCUUGGCCAGGGGCAGGUGGAAGGGAGGGUGUUUGCACUUUAUUGGGCACCCCUGGCCAUGUCCCCUGGGUGCCAGGGACAUGGGCUGGAGGCCUCGGAGUAGAGAAGAGGCAAAGCAGCCCAGCUCAAGCCAGGACCGUACAGAUGCUCGCGGUCCCUGGUGUCUCCGAGCCACCACGUGUGAGGGCCGCUGCUCCCAGCUGAGGCCUGGCCCCGAGGAGGAUGUCUCAGCCGCCGGCCGGCGCCCGUCUGCACCAUGAGUGAUGAGCGGCGGCUGCCUGGCAGUGCGGUGGGCUGGCUGGCAUGCGGAGGCCUCUCCCUGCUGGCCAAUGCCUGGGGCAUCCUGAGUGUGGGUGCCAAACAGAAGAAGUGGAAGCCGCUGGAGUUUCUGCUGUGUACGCUCGCGGCCACCCACAUGCUCAACGUCGCGGUGCCCAUCACCACGUACGCCGUGGUGCAGCUGCGGCGGCAGCGCCCCGACUAUGAGUGGAACGAGGGCCUCUGCAAGGUCUUUGUCUCCACCUUCUACACCCUCACCCUGGCCACCUGCUUCUCCGUCACCUCCCUCUCCUACCACCGCAUGUGGAUGGUCCGCUGGCCGGUCAACUACCGGCUGAGCAACGCCAAGAAACAGGCAGUGCACACGGUCAUGGGCAUCUGGAUGGUGUCCUUCAUCCUGUCAGCCCUGCCUGCCGUCGGCUGGCACGACACGGCUGAGCGCUUCUACACCCACGGCUGCCGCUUCAUCGUGGCAGAGAUCGGCCUGGGCUUCGGCGUCUGUUUCCUGCUCUUGGUGGGCGGCAGCGUGGCCAUGGGUGUGGUCUGCACAGCCAUCGCCCUCUUCCAGACACUGGCUGUGCAGGUGGGGCCGCGGGCCGGCCGCCGCGCCUUCACCGUGCCCACCAUCGUGGUGGAGGACGCCCAGGGCAAGCGCCGCUCCUCCAUCGACGGCUCUGAGCCCGCCAAAACCUCGCUGCAGAUCACGGGCCUGGUGGCCACCAUCGUCAUCAUCUACGACUGCCUCAUGGGCUUCCCCGUGCUGGUGGUGAGCUUCAGCAGCCUUCGGGCGGACGCCUCGGCGCCCUGGAUGGCGCUGUGUGUGCUGUGGUGCUCCGUGGCCCAGGCGCUCCUGCUGCCCGCGUUCCUCUGGGCCUGCGACCGUUACCGCGCCGACCUCAAGGCCGUCUGGGAAAAGUGCGUGGCCCUCAUGGCUAACGACGAGGACUCGGACGAUGAUACCAGCCUGGAGGGUGGCAUCCCCCCGGACCUGGUGCUGGAGCACUCUCUCGACUACAGCUAUGGAGGUGACUUUGUGGCCCUGGACAGGAUGGCUAAGUAUGAGCUCUCUGCCCUGGAGGGGGGCCUGCCCCAGUUCUACCCGCUGCGGCCCUUGCAGGAGGACAAGACACAGUACCUGCAGGUCCCGCCCACGCGACGCUUCUCCCACGACGACGCCGAAGUGUGGGCCGCCGUCCCGCUGCCCGCCUUCCUGCCGCGCUGGGGCUCGGGCGAGGACCUGGCCGCCCUGGUGCUGCCCUCUGGGUCUGACCGGCGCCGCGGCAGCAUGCUGGCCUUCGCGGAGGACGCGCCCCCGUUCCGCCCGCGCCGCCGCUCGGCCGAGAGCCUGCUGUCGCUGCGCCCCCCCGCCCCCGACGGCGGCCCGCGCCGCGCCCGCGACUCGCCCCCCGGCAGCCCUCGCCUCCGCCCCGGGCCCGGCGCCCGCUCCGCCUCGGCCUCGCUGCUGCCCGACGCCUUCGCGCUGACCGCCUUCGAGAGCGAGCCGCAGGCCCUGCGCCGCCCGCCCGCCCCGCAGGGGCCCCUCCUGGACGGCGCCCAGCCCGGCGAAGACGCGGCGCCCCCUGGCGGCGGCGGCGCGCAGCGGAGCCCCGGGCCGCGCCCGGCCGUGCACGCGCGCGCGGGGCCCCUGCGGACCGGCCUGAGCGCGUCGUGGGGCGAGCCCGGGGGCCUGCGCGCGGCGGGGGACGGCGGCGGCGGCGGCAGCACCAGCAGCUUCCUGAGCUCGCCCUCCGAGUCCUCGGGUUACGUCACGCUGCACUCGGACUCGCUGGGCUCCGCGUCCUAGGGCCUACUGGCGCCUCCCCACGCGCGCCCGGCGGGCCGGGCCGCCCGCAGGGACCAAAGCACCAAAGAUGCCGCGCUGACCUAGGCCGGGCUCCGGGCAGCGCCACGCGGGGC
Molecule: messenger RNA, 2329 nt
Organism: Acinonyx jubatus (cheetah)
Lineage: Eukaryota; Metazoa; Chordata; Mammalia; Carnivora; Felidae
Gene: GPR153
Product: G protein-coupled receptor 153
Exons: 6
Coding region: 390-2216 (608 amino acids)
Biological process (GO): G protein-coupled receptor signaling pathway
Cellular component (GO): membrane
Molecular function (GO): G protein-coupled receptor activity
Source: RefSeq, a predicted model, not a curated record